Messenger RNA from Carica papaya (papaya), 676 nucleotides. The record is from RefSeq and is a predicted model, not a curated record. Lineage: Eukaryota; Viridiplantae; Streptophyta; Magnoliopsida; Brassicales; Caricaceae.
ACCACAUCAUAUUCCUUAUAAAGUCGUCAUUGAACAAGUUGUUGACCAUCUCAUUCCGAAAAGAAAUCAACAAGACUGGCAUGGUUUCUCCCCUUGGAAGCAAUGGAAGACUUGGUUGCAAGGAAGAGUCAACCACCAGAAAGAAUUGCAGGCUGUAUAUGGAUAAAAGCCGAUUCGGGUUCCUCCUGCUCGUCUGCGUCAUCAUCUCUCUUGGCCUUGUCUCCUUCAUUUCAUGUUUUGUUGCCGAGGUGAAGAAAGCAAAGAGGAAAGAUCUCAAGUGGGACGGGAGAUUGUGUUAUCUGCCAGGCAGUGAAGCGUAUGGAUUAGGAUUUGCAGCGUUGCUCUGUUUCUCUAUUGCUCAGAUCAUUGGAACCCUAGUAAUUGGCAUAAACAUAUGCUGCUCCACAGACAAAAUAAACCACUUCAAGGCUAGAAUACCGGCAGUCGCCACAGCGCUUCUGGUUUUUUCUUGGAGCAGCUUUGGGAUUGGUGUAAUUCUGGUGAGCACAGCAACAAGCAUGAGCAAAACGCAGUCGUAUGGUAAAGGGGGGUGGAGGGGGAAUGCUACCUGGUCAAAGAUGGAGUGUUUAUGGGAUCAGGUUUUCUGGUUCUAAUCUCUAUAGGAACCAUGCUGGGGGCAGUCCAUUUUAUGACAAGAAAAUUACAAGUUGAACCA